Messenger RNA from Aspergillus japonicus CBS 114.51, 711 nucleotides. RefSeq lists its product as uncharacterized. NCBI's taxonomy places the organism in Eukaryota, Fungi, Ascomycota, Eurotiomycetes, Eurotiales, Aspergillaceae. The record is from RefSeq and is a predicted model, not a curated record. The transcript has a single exon. The coding region runs from base 1 to 711 and encodes 236 amino acids.
AUGGCUAGAAUAGAUCAACACAACAAAGAGCCAUUUCCUGUGCCUCUUCCUUCAUUCGAGUCUAUGAUUUCAACAACAAUGUUGCUUCGUGCCAAGCUGGAUUAUCUAUCAAAAAUCACUCGUUCACUUAUCAACCGCGAGCAAACCAGACGUGGUGCAAUGAUUUCGAUUGAUGGAUAUUGCCCUAAGGCUGUGGAGUUUAUCACAUCCUAUCUUGAUUAUAUUUUGGGCAAUAACUAUAUGUCCAAUACCUUCAGAGGCCCGGCGACCCCAGUCAUCUGUUCUCAUUGCACUCAGCAGUUGCAGCGUCUGGAAGAUCAGGCUAACGUGUCUUGGAAGCUGACAAUAGCCAACGUUGAGAAACAUCUUCAGAAGCAACAAAAGCACCGCUGCAAACCUGUGGCUCUUGUUCCGCAGUAUCAGCUUACAUUAAUCGAUCUACUCUGCCUAAACUUCCUCAAUACUCAACAGAAUAUUACACCUGAAGACAAGUGGAGGCAGCAGGCAGACGUUUGGAAAGGCUAUGCUAGACCAGAUAUUAUCGUUUACAUUGAUGAUCUGAAGAACGAAGACUAUUUCGAGUUGGUUCAAGUUGGGACACAAAAUUUGAUUAUUUGUGGCACUGAGCGAUCAUCGGGCUUUCCAAUAUGGCCUAUCAGGUGUCGUAUGGUGAAGGUGCUCAAAACCAUACUAAACGAAACCAGAUUUUGA